This is a messenger RNA of Prosopis cineraria, 1125 nucleotides long. RefSeq names its product protein ABA DEFICIENT 4, chloroplastic-like. Lineage: Eukaryota; Viridiplantae; Streptophyta; Magnoliopsida; Fabales; Fabaceae. The record is from RefSeq and is a predicted model, not a curated record. The transcript has 6 exons. The coding region runs from base 233 to 949 and encodes 238 amino acids.
GUUGCCUGCUUUUCUGUAUCUGUCUUCCAUGUCCUUCCAUGCUGCUUCAUCGCUUCCACUUAGUGCGCUCUCUCUCUCUCUCUCUCUCAUCACUCUCUUUCUUCCCCCUGCUUCUUCACUUCCUUUGGAGGAAUUUCUUGCGUCACUGCUCGCUCGGUUGCUUGCUUCCUAGGCGGUUCAUUUUUCUAUAUAUGAAGCGGCCAUUCUUGUCCAAUCUCUCAUUGUGUCAGUCAUGGCCUUCUCUUCUUGCCUUUCCCAUUCUCCGCUUCUAGCAUUCAAGACUAUAAAACCUUGCAAUGGGAGGGGACAAACGUUUCCUUUUCUUGCAAGAAGAAAUGAUGAUGGCCUUUCUAAAGCAGGAAUUGUGGGGAAUAGGCUUAACUCUAGCAGAGACUGGAGUUUCAUAGGAGGAUCAAGAGUAACUAUUAAACCAAAAGUUGUGAGCACUCUUUAUCGAAAAAGUAGCAGAACAUAUGCUUCAUGGUUAUUUGGCCCUCAACUUGCUAGCAGCGUCUUUACACUGGGAACAGUAGCAGUACUCCCGUUUUACACACUCAUGGUUCUUGCUCCAAAAUCUGAGAUAACUAAAAGGUCCAUGGAGAGUAGCAUACCGUACAUUGUGCUCGGUGUUUUGUAUGCCUAUCUACUUUACCUUUCCUGGACCCCUGAGACUGUUCAGCUGAUAUUUGCAAGCAAAUACUUACUACCGGAGCUUACUAGUAUAGGAAAAAUGUUCACCAGUGAGAUGACCUUAGCCUCUGCCUGGAUUCACUUGCUCGCUGUUGAUCUUUUUGCUGCAAGGCAGGUGUUUCAUGAUGGGCUGGAGAAUCAAAUUGAGACUAGGCAUUCAGUGUCUCUUUGCCUUUUCUUUUGCCCGAUUGGGAUUCUUACACACAUUAUCACCAAAGGAUUGGCCAGAACUACAAGGAAAAAGGAGCAUCACCACUAGAAUGCAGCUGCUCAUGUAAGACCAAACAAGUACUGCUUUGAAAGUUGAAGCUGUUAGGAUUGGAUUUCAAGAUUUAAAAAUUCCCUUGCAAGUUUUCCUUGAUGAUUGAUUAUUCUAUUUUAAGUGUAUUUAUAACUCUUGUUGAGAGAAUAUCAAUUAGAAAAUGUUAAAAGUAA